GUCUUCUCCAUUAUGAAUUAACCUCUCCACGAUGAAGUUGUCUGUCCUCUUGUGCAUCUUGGGAAUCGGUAUUAAUAUAUUGUUUUCAUUAUUAGGGACAUUUUUCAAGAGAAGCAUCGAAAAUAUAAAUGCGAAUUUGACUGCAUGUUUUUUCCCACCCCACAUAGCCUGGACUGGAUUCUGUAGAAGUACAGAAGUCAACACCAAUGAUGUCGAGAAGGUGAACUUGGAAAUUUCUCUGGAGCUUCCUGAGAAGACUUUCCUUUUCAACUGGACUCCAAAUAAGCAUCUGAUAUUGAAGCUGAAGUUGAUCUGUAAUGAAAUCCAAGUCCUAAUAGCCGCAUGCUGUGCAGUGAAGACACACCUCGAAGAAUUCAUGGCUGAACUCAAAACCUCUUUCCAUGUAAAGAUGAUCUUUGUCAACACAACCACAUUCAACUCUGACACUUUACGCCACAGCGAUGAAUCCUCUGGUUGUUUCCUGUGGUGUCCUGGAUGCGGGCAGCUGCUCCUCAGGCUGCUGUUGGUUCUCUGGAGAUCGGGCUUUCUUCGGAGCAUCCUGCGAAAGCUCCAUCAGAUUUGUCCAACAAUCCCACAGUCCAGCCACACUCGGGAAAAUGUUCCUUAUCUGAAAGGGACAGGAGAGGAAUUUCUCUUCCGGGAUGGAAAUCUCGCCGGCCAGAAGAACAAGAAGGGGGCUCCUGUCGCAGACCUGUCUCCUCCUGACAGCGCGUCACCGCACAGUCCCGCCCCACUCCACACCUGA
This is a messenger RNA of Haplochromis burtoni (Burton's mouthbrooder), 766 nucleotides long. RefSeq lists its product as uncharacterized. The transcript is spliced from 5 exons. The coding region runs from base 32 to 766 and encodes 244 amino acids. NCBI's taxonomy places the organism in Eukaryota, Metazoa, Chordata, Actinopteri, Cichliformes, Cichlidae. The record is from RefSeq and is a predicted model, not a curated record.